Erigeron canadensis is the source of this 1272-nucleotide messenger RNA. Its product is annotated as yrdC domain-containing protein, mitochondrial. Lineage: Eukaryota; Viridiplantae; Streptophyta; Magnoliopsida; Asterales; Asteraceae. The record is from RefSeq and is a predicted model, not a curated record. Gene Ontology annotation, biological process: regulation of translational fidelity. Gene Ontology annotation, molecular function: tRNA binding; nucleotidyltransferase activity; double-stranded RNA binding. Gene Ontology annotation, cellular component: cytoplasm. Bases 147 to 944 code for a protein of 265 amino acids. The transcript is spliced from 5 exons.
CCAUCCAAACCCUGAAUCUCUCUUUCCCUACUUCCACUGAAUCCAUGUCUUUCUGACAAAUUAACUCAUCGCCGCUACCCAAUAAUCUGCUGCCACUGCACCAACCAAAACAUAAAUAUCAUCUAUAUCUAUUUAUAUUCAUAGAUAUGUAUACAAUAAACCCCACAAAAAUAACCCCCCGAUUUCCGCUCUUAAACCCUACUCAAGGUGUACAUAAGUUUGGAUUUCCAACUUUUUUGCUACAAAACAGGGGAUAUAAAGCAGAAUCCAUAAAGAACACGGCUUGGAGUUUGGAAACUGUUAGACCAGCAACCGUGGUUCAUGUCGAUGAGGCGGUUAAAGCUGUUAAAGAUGGGAAAGUUAUAGCUGUGCCUACUGAUACAUUAUAUGGUUUUGCUUGUGAUGCUUGCUCGGUUGAGGCGGUUAAUAGGAUAUAUGAAAUUAAAGGGCGGAAACUUACUAGUCCUUUGGCGAUUUGUGUUGGAAAUGUCGGAGAUAUUGGACGGUUUGCUGUCACUGAUCAUUUGCCUUUUGGGUUGCUUGAUUGUCUGCUACCUGGGCCUGUGACUGUGGUGUUAGCAAGAGGGGAAUCAAGUAUUCUUGAGAAGUCUCUUAACCCUGGAUUACAUAGCAUAGGAGUUCGAGUACCUGAUUCGGACUUUAUCAGGAUGAUUGCUCAUGGCUCUGGAAGCGCACUGGCUCUCACUAGUGCAAACCUUAGUGGAAAACCUAGUAGUGUCAACAUUAAUGAUUUCAAGAACUUGUGGGAACACUGUACAUAUGUUUAUGAUGGCGGUAUUCUUCCAGCAGGACGCGCAGGAUCAACAAUUGUGGACCUUACGAUGCGCGGAAAAUAUAAGAUCUUGAGACCAGGAAGUGCCAAGGAAGAGACCAUCUCUAUAUUGGAGAGGCACUCGCUACUAGAAGCAGGAGCCACUGCUUAACCGUUGAACCUUCCAUCCUAUUGCUAAAUCUUGAAUUUCUUCACUGUUGACUGUGACUUUGACUUUACUCAAGGUACUAUAUACAUUAGCACGUCUUGUUUUUCACUUUGAGAUUUCGGUCUAUCUUUUAGGCUAGUUAGUCUGAGUGUGCUAUAGAAGAUGUCUGUCUUUGUUAGGUUAAUACAAUUGAUGACAACAGUUGUCAUCAUGUUUUUUGGUAAAUAUGCUAAAUGUUGACCCUGUGAAAUCAAAGGGAAACAAACACGUCGGUUGUAAUGUAAUAUAUUGUUGAUUGAGUAAAUUCCAUGUUCAUUAGGAGUUAACGUUU